AAAAAACAAAAAAAAAACACUUUUUUUUCGCGAUCGUAGUUGAUCUAAAAACCCAUGAUAUAAAAAAUCAACUCCAAGGAAAACCGUAACGAAACGAAGAUUUUUGCAUUAAAACUUCAAAAUUUUUGAACGGGACGUGUGCAAAGCGCAAAACCAAAACAAAGAAAAACCAAAAAUAUAAUAACUUAAACUAAGUAAAGAAACGGGAAAGAAAGAAAAUUAACUAUUAAGCGUAACCGUAACCAAACAAGCAGUGAGAUUAAUUACUAAGCACAACAACCAAACAACCAAACAAACAAAACAAGUCGGAAGAAGCAAAUCGAGUGUAAAUCCUCCACCAAAACCCAUCUACCCACACACACUCACACUCACACACAUCCACACAUAUACACAUUAUAUAUAUAUCUAGAGAUAUAUAUAUAUAUUACAAACCGCAUAAACAUGACCAACGCCAUGGAUAUCGUUAAGAACGGCAGUGCCAAUGGCUCUGUGGAUGGCAGCAAUGAUGAGUCGCGCACCAAUUUGAUAGUCAACUAUCUGCCACAAACCAUGACGCAAGAGGAGAUGCGAUCGCUCUUCUCCAGCAUUGGUGAGUUGGAGAGUUGCAAACUGGUGCGUGAUAAAGUCUCAGGUAAUUUGGUCUUGCCAGCAUCGUUAACUGCACUCAAUCCGGCUCUGCAGCAAGGCCAAAGUCUGGGCUAUGGCUUUGUUAACUAUGUACGCGCCGAGGAUGCUGAGAAGGCUGUGAACACCCUGAACGGUUUGCGUUUGCAGAAUAAGGUUAUUAAAGUAUCAUACGCCCGUCCAAGUUCAGAAUCUAUAAAGGGUGCUAAUUUAUAUGUAUCGGGUCUUCCGAAAAAUCUAUCACAACCAGACUUGGAGGGAAUGUUUGCAUCGUUUGGCAAAAUAAUUACAUCUCGUAUACUCUGUGAUAAUAUUUCUGGUCUAUCGAAGGGUGUCGGUUUUAUACGUUUCGAUCAACGCAACGAAGCUGAACGCGCCAUCCAAGAAUUGAAUGGAAAAACUCCUAAGGGCUAUGCCGAACCGAUAACAGUCAAAUUUGCCAAUAAUCCAAGCAAUAGCGCCAAAGCUCAGAUAGCCCCACCAUUGACCGCAUACCUGACGCCACAGGCGGCAGCGGCCACACGUCGUCUAGCCGGAGCUCUGCCAUCCGCUGGACGUAUUAGCAUUGGAAAAAGUCCCAUGUUAGCGAUUAACAAGGGCUUACAAAGAUACUCCCCGCUGGCUGGUGAUCUAUUGGCCAAUUCCAUAUUGCCCGGCAAUGCCAUGACUGGAUCCGGUUGGUGUAUAUUCGUCUAUAAUCUGGCCCCCGAGACCGAAGAGAAUGUGCUAUGGCAGCUAUUUGGACCCUUCGGAGCCGUCCAGUCGGUUAAGGUGAUACGGGAUCUGCAGACCAGCAAAUGCAAGGGAUUCGGCUUUGUCACCAUGACCAACUACGAUGAGGCUGUGGUGGCCAUACAAUCACUCAACGGCUAUACUCUGGGCAAUCGGGUGCUGCAGGUUAGCUUUAAGACUAACAAAACCAAAACUACUUAAGACAACCAAAAAUCCAAAGAAAAAACCAAAACCAAAACUAAACCAAAAACCAUAAACUUUAAAACUAAACUAAAUGGAUAUGGCGAAAGCUACAUCUAAAUCUCUAUAUCUAACGCAUACGGUUUGUGUUUCAAUAUAUAA
This is a messenger RNA of Drosophila willistoni, 1698 nucleotides long. RefSeq names its product ELAV-like protein 2 (gene fne). Gene Ontology annotation, cellular component: ribonucleoprotein complex. The record is from RefSeq and is a predicted model, not a curated record. Lineage: Eukaryota; Metazoa; Arthropoda; Insecta; Diptera; Drosophilidae. The coding region runs from base 442 to 1557 and encodes 371 amino acids. The transcript has 6 exons. Gene Ontology annotation, molecular function: RNA binding.